GCAUGUGUGUGUGAGUGUGUGCGUGCGUGCGCAUGCGUGUGUGUCACAUUUGCACGCCUCUUCCUAUGUUUCACUAUUACACAACACCGCUCCAGUUAUCGUAGGCUGAUUACCAAUAACCAUUUUCUCCGUGUUUCACUUUGUUUCACUCAGUUUCCACUGAGGCACUAGAAUGAUUUUGAGAAGAUGACAAAUUUCAGAAUGUUCUUGAAAAGCCUACUAGGGUUGUAUGUAAUAUUUUCUGGGGAGCAUUUUGGAUUCUCUUUGAUGACAGCUCGGCAGCCUCAGAGUCCGGACGUCAGUAUUUCGCUGCCUCUCAGCGGGAAGCGAAGCCUCGUGGUGAGAUGGCUGGUAAACCACGGCAACUUAGUGGGUAACAUUAGCGAGAUCCAGGUCGGCCGUACUGAAAACCACAUCAUUAUCCACAGUGAAAAUGUCAGCAUUUCUUCUGCAGAUGAACACACGUGGUCGUGGACGUCCGAUCUGCCUCUGGAGUGUGUCGAUCACUCCGUCAGGAUACGACAUUUCUACAAACAGUCUGUUGUGAGUCACUGGAGCAACUGGACAACCCACCCUGGAGUCAAAGCACACGGCGAGGUCAUGAUCUUCCCCUUCCAGGAGGCGCUGAGAGAGGGCACCAGCGCCGUCGUCUGCUGCGUCUGCCCACCGGGAGAAAAUAUAACGGAAAUGGUUGUUGACAACAGAAGCCGUCCACGGAUCGGCAUUGGAGCCGGAGUCCAGGCUGUGACCGUGGACGACCUGACCAUCACAGAGCCUGACAAUCCACACUUUGGGAGCUGCUACCCAUUGAACCUGAGCUGCAGGGACACAGCAGGCCACAGCAGGGACAUCAUAAACUACAUCACUACUCCUCCUCCCAAGCCCAGGAACAUCAGCUGUGAGACUUCAGACACAAUAACUGUCAGCUGCAUUUGGGAUCUAGGCAGAAAACAAAAAGAGUUGUUUUGCAACUCUCAGACCCAGACUCUCCACAUAGAGUAUACAUUUUUCUCUUGUCAUAAUGAAUUUCCGACCCCUCGUCUGCAGUUGAAGGGUAUAUUCUCCCUCCUGUCGUUGCUGAACAGGAACGCCGACCAGGCUCCCGUCGUCUGUCAGCGUUCCUCUUGCUCUUUUCCUGCCAUCCGGCGUUUGGAGGAGUACAGGAUCAGGGUUGUGGUGAAGAACCAGGUGGGAGAGGAGGCAGAGAGUCACAGCUUCAACAUCUCCGACCGAGUGCUUCCAGUCGUGCGGUGGGACGCGGCGGAACCCGGGUUCACAAACGCCACCGUGUCCUGGACCGUAGAGGGGAACUUGACUCAAGGGAGCGUCCUCUGUCAGGUCCAUGCAGCCCCACGUGGCACCGCUGAACUGAGCUGCAGGAGCGCGGACGGUCGCUGCAGAGCCCGGCUGGAGCAUCUGGUUCCCAACACCCGCUACUCCACGAGGGCCCGCUGCUCCGUCAACGGCAGGUUCUGGGGAGGAUGGACACCGCCGUCCUCCUUCACGACCCUUCCGCUGGUGUCUGUGAAUUUGUGGAGGACCAUAAAGCAGCGGUCCGACCCACCCAGUCGGCUGGUUACGCUAGUGUGGACUCUGGAGGUUCCUGGCUCUGCAACCGAGGUAGAAAUCCAAGGCUACGUGGUUCAGUGGUGGCAGAGAGGCCAGAACAGAACAGAGAGGAGGGAGCGCCGGAACCAGACGGAGGUUUCCAUGGGCCCAGAGCAGCAGCACUUCACCGUGGAGGCCGUGGUCCGCGGAGGCCGCUCUGUCCCUGCACACAUCACCGUCCCAGAGGCAGAGGACGGAGAGAAGCCUCCGGCAGAGAAGAAGCUGAGCAGCAGCACCGCAGGGGGUUUCAAUCUCUCCUGGGCUCAGCAGGUCGACACCACCUGUGGUUAUACUGUGGAGUGGUGCAUUCAGGGACACACCGCUCCCUGCACUCUGCGAUGGGUGAAGAUUCCAGAGAGAAACAACACAUUACUCCUUCCUGCCGGAAACUUCCGAGCAGGUUGCAGGUAUACGUUUAAUAUCUAUGGAUGCACUGGAAGCGGAGACCGGCUGCUGGAGACGCAGACGGGAUACUCCCAGGAGCUCAGUGACGAAUCGUUGCAGGCUCCGCGUGUGGUGCAGCCCAUUCAGAGGACGUCCUCAUCCGUGACUCUGACGUGGAGCUACGAUGAGGACGAUCCUGAGCAUCCGGCCUUCAUCACUGGUUACUUGGUCAGAGUGGAGGACACGCUGCCAGGUCACAGUGCAAAUGUGUUCAACGUGUCGGUGGCGGAUCCCCACAGUAAGUCUGCGGUCAUGGCCGGUCUGCAGGAGAACCACGAGUACGUCUUCCAUCUGAGCGCGCUCACCAAGAACGGGCCGGGACGAGCAGUGGGCGUCACCGUCAGGACCACGACCAACUACUCCGCUCACUUGGCCAAGACGCUGACUCCCCUCUUCCUGCUGCUCGGCUGCGUCGUUCUCCUGUGGCCCCGAAGGAAAAUGCUGAAGAACGGGCUGAGGGAGAUUUUCAUUUAUCCGGCUGGAAUGAACAUCAAAGUGUCUGAGUUGGACGCCUUCCUGAAUAAAGCUGAGGUGAUAGUGCCGUCUCACAGACCGGAGGAAUGCGUCAGCUGUGACAUAGAGAUCCUCCAUCCCAGCCCUCCUCUGGAGGCAGCGACCUCGCUGGGAGACCCGGACCCCCUGAGCAAGCCGCCCUCUCCUGGAAGACGCUCCCUCGCCUCUCUCUCAUCUGCUUUCUUCCAUGACGACUACUGUCCACAGUCGGCCUUGUGGCCGCAUGAUCAGCACACAGGCCUCAUGAACAAGAGCUACUUCUGCUCCGUGGCCGAGGAAACGACAGGUUCACAACAGAUAACAAGCAAAAUCCAAUUAAGCCUUGAACCCGAGGGUCCACAGGAGUCGUGUAGUGUUAUCUAUGGUUAUAUUGCCAAAGAAAACCUGUAAGAUAAGAAACCUGUGAACUGAAACUGUUUUCUCUGCUGUGUCCAACAGCUUAACCUGCUGAUGCUGUCAGGUUUUAGCUAGAGAGGAACUGGAGAUGUUAUCUACAGGAUGCGAGUUGUAGAGCUGAUAAGGCAACUGAACGAGGCACAUGACAGAAGUAUAUGUAUGUAUCCAGUGAACGCUAUAAAAAGGUUAUGAUGAUUCAAAUUCAAAAACUGCCAUGAAUGAUCUGGUCAACGAAGCAGCGAGCGGGUUACGUAAUAAUGGUAAAUGUAAUACUGCAGGUAUGAGGCCAUAGGCAGAUUCUGUAAACUUGGAGCCAGUACAAGAUGAUUAAGUAUGCAAAUAUGGCAUUCAGCCUAAUACAUGCUGCUUGUUGAACUGCUGGACAGAACAACAAAAAAAGAUGAUUAAGUCUGUAUUCACUACAUUUGCAAAGAAAAUGUGGAACUUGCCAUUAUGCUAUGAUUAAGUCUAUGUUCACUACGUUUGCAAAUAAAAUGUGGAACUUC
Messenger RNA from Betta splendens (Siamese fighting fish), 3467 nucleotides. RefSeq names its product oncostatin M receptor (gene osmr). The coding region runs from base 187 to 2955 and encodes 922 amino acids. Gene Ontology annotation, molecular function: protein binding. The transcript has 16 exons. NCBI's taxonomy places the organism in Eukaryota, Metazoa, Chordata, Actinopteri, Anabantiformes, Osphronemidae. The record is from RefSeq and is a predicted model, not a curated record.